UGAUUUGAUUAAACUGCUCGUCACAACGUGGUUCAGUGUUCCCCUGGAAGUGGUCGAGUGACUUGUGGCAUUUGCAUUUGAAAUCCGACAAACAACAACCUGACACCAAAGAAUAAUUCAGUUUCCAGCUACAUCUCGAGUGAUAAAGACGAAAAAUCUGAAAUCUCUCAAAAGUGCGGUAUUUAAUCGUUCUUAUCAACAUCUUGUUUCACUCUAGAAUCUCUGACAAAUAUACAACAAUGGGUGAAACAUUCAUAGAAAUCCCUCAAGACUCCGAUUUUACCUACGAAAAUCUUCCCUACGGAGUAUUUUCUCGCACUGGUCAGAAUAAUACACGAAUUGGAGUCGCUAUUGGAGAACAAAUUUUGGAUUUGUUUGCUGUAGCUCAUCUCUAUGACGUUCCUUAUCAAAAUGCCCUCCGAGCUUCGAAUCUCAAUCCCCUCAUGGGACUCGGCUACGACGCAUGGGCAUCAGUGAGAGCACGCACCAUUCAGUUGUUGGCGCGAAAUUCUGAACUGGACAACAAUGGUUCCCUCAAGAACGAAGCUCUUGUAUCUCAAAGCAGCGUGCAAAUGCAUCUACCAGCAACAAUUGGGGAUUAUACGGAUUUCUACUCCUCCAUUCACCAUGCCACAAAUGUGGGAGUGAUGUUCCGCGGACGCGAAAAUGCAUUAAUGCCCAAUUGGAAGCAUCUUCCUGUGGGAUACCAUGGCCGAGCGAGUUCGGUUGUGGUUUCAGGAACACCUAUCCGUCGUCCUCUGGGUCAAACCCUACCCGUGGAUGGAGCAGAUCCUGCCUUUGGACCUUGUCGUCUACUGGACUUUGAACUCGAGAUGGCAUUCUUCAUUGGCGGACCGGAAACUCAACUUGGAGAACGUGUGGACAUCAAUGAGAGUCGAAAGAGGAUUUUUGGGUUCGUCCUGAUGAAUGAUUGGAGUGCCAGGGAUAUCCAAAAAUGGGAAUAUGUUCCACUUGGACCAUUUACUGCGAAAAAUUUGGGAACAACCAUUUCACCAUGGGUCGUUACUGUAGCUGCCUUGGAACCAUUUGUUGUGGACAACUUCCCGCAGGAUCCCAAACCAUUCCCCUAUCUCCAGCACAAUGAGAACUUCAACUUUGAUAUUAAACUCGAAGUGGACAUCAAGCCCAAGGGAGCUGUGAGAGGAACUACAGUUUGUAGGUCAAACUAUCGUCAUCUCUACUGGACAGCAUUGCAGCAAGUGGCUCAUCACACAGUUACAGGAUGCAAUUUGCGUCCUGGAGAUUUGAUGGCAUCUGGAACAAUUAGUGGAGACACAGCAGACUCUUUUGGAUCCCUACUCGAACUGUGCUGGAAGGGCACAAAGACCAUUCCACUUUCUGGUGGUGAAACCAGAAAAUUCCUUCAAGACGGAGAUGAAGUCAUUAUCAGAGGACAUUGCGAGAAUGGUGAUCGUAAAAGGAUCGGCUUUGGAUCUUGUUCAGGAGUGGUUUUACCAGCAACACCAUUGUAAGAAGAAUAUAAAAGCCCAAGAAUAAAAUAUUUUGUAUUUUUCAAAA
Molecule: messenger RNA, 1539 nt
Organism: Phlebotomus papatasi
Lineage: Eukaryota; Metazoa; Arthropoda; Insecta; Diptera; Psychodidae
Gene: Faa
Product: fumarylacetoacetase
Exons: 4
Coding region: 240-1493 (417 amino acids)
Biological process (GO): L-tyrosine catabolic process; L-phenylalanine catabolic process; homogentisate catabolic process
Molecular function (GO): fumarylacetoacetase activity
Source: RefSeq, a predicted model, not a curated record